CAUGGAAUCGAUCGAACAUAUAAAGUACUCAUUAGAAACCUCUUCUCUUCCUUCAUCUCUUUGAAAAUGGCUUCAUUUCUCUACCUCUUUCUUCUCCUCUUCAUUUCUACUCUUCCGCCGCCGUCCAUGGCGGCCCUCACCGGCGAGACGUCUUUUGUCUACGGUGGCUGUUCUCAGUCAAAAUACACACCCGGGUCAACCAUCGAGUCAAAUAUCAACUCUCUCCUCACUUCCCUCCUCACCUCCUCCUCCUUCACACUCUACACUAACUUCACCGUCGCCGGCGCCGGCGCCGGCGAUACUGUAUACGGUCUAUUCCAGUGUCGUGGCGAUCUAAAAAACGUGGCAUGUGGCAAGUGUGUGACUCAUGCCGUGGCUCAACUUGGGUCUAUCUGCCUGGACGCAUGCGGUGGCGCGUUGCAGCUGGAGGGGUGUUUUGUGAAGUACGACAACGUUAGCUUUUUGGGAGUGGAGGACAAGACUAUGGUGGUGAAGAAGUGUGGGGCGGUGAUGGGGUAUGAUUCCGGUGGGUUGGCUAGAAGGGAUGCGGUGUUGGCGUAUUUGGCGGCGGCUGAUGGCGGCGGUGGGUAUCAGCCGUUUAGAGUUGGUGGGUCCGGAGAUGUUCAAGGAUUGGCGCAGUGCGUUGGGGAUUUGGAUGCGGUGGAGUGCCAGGAUUGUGUUGCGACGGCGGUGGGCCGGCUGAAGGCGGACUGUGCGGCGGCCGGGUGGGGGGAUAUGUUCUUGGGGAAGUGCUAUGCUCGGUUCUCCCAUGGCAAUGUCCGCCCCCGCGCUGGCGGCGGUGGAAAUGAUGGUCGAAACGACGAUGUUGAGAUAGAGAAGACCAUUGCAGUAAUAAUUGGACUCAUUGCUGGAAUUGCCUUCAUCGUCGUCUUCCUCGCUUUCCUAAGUCAUUAUUGUGACAAACAAAGAGGUGGCAAAUGAAGUGAAUUUUGAAAUGGAUGCAUCUCGAACGUCUUCUUUUGAGUUCAUCGACCCGUGGGUUCUUCUCUUCGUAGUCUUAAAAAAAAAAAAAAAAAAAAAGCUUCAUUGAAAGAAGCUACAACGACAACAAAGAGAAAAAGCUCAUGAGAUUCGACAUGUCGGACCCACUCAACUUCAAGCUUUAUCCUCAUAUGAAUUUACAUAUUGCUUAUUCUCCUUUUUUAUUUAUUUUUUUGUUUCCCACUAUUUGAUAUAUUAAUUGAGAAUAUAUUUGAUUGAAUUCCUUUUUUCUUUUAUGGGAGAAAAAAGGAAAACAAAAUUGUACUAUUAAUUGUGUGUUAUUUGGUGGGUUUAAUGAAAGUUCCUAUGCUCUCU
Cucurbita moschata (crookneck pumpkin) is the source of this 1317-nucleotide messenger RNA. Its product is annotated as cysteine-rich repeat secretory protein 12-like. Gene Ontology annotation, cellular component: plasmodesma. The record is from RefSeq and is a predicted model, not a curated record. The transcript has 3 exons. NCBI's taxonomy places the organism in Eukaryota, Viridiplantae, Streptophyta, Magnoliopsida, Cucurbitales, Cucurbitaceae. The coding region runs from base 67 to 942 and encodes 291 amino acids.